Messenger RNA from Carya illinoinensis, 1391 nucleotides. Its product is annotated as GDSL esterase/lipase At5g03610-like. The record is from RefSeq and is a predicted model, not a curated record. Lineage: Eukaryota; Viridiplantae; Streptophyta; Magnoliopsida; Fagales; Juglandaceae. Gene Ontology annotation, molecular function: hydrolase activity, acting on ester bonds. Bases 88 to 1188 code for a protein of 366 amino acids. The transcript is spliced from 5 exons.
UUAGGAAUUUAUUUUUGCAUCUACUUCCACCAAACUUCGCUUUGUGCAUCGCUUCACGUACGCUCGGCGCGAGCUUCUGAUCUUCUUAUGGUUGAAAUGGACACGCAAAAGCUCCUCUGUUCUGUUCUCUGCUGCUUCUGCUUCCUCUUCUCCAUCCUCUCUGGGCGGCAACAAGCUGUGCAAGGACAUCAUCAUGUACCCUCUAAUAUUCGUCCGCUGAAACUCUUCGUCUUUGGAGAUUCUUAUGCUGACACAGGCAACACCAAUAAAUCUCAAUCCGCUUGGAAAUAUCCCUAUGGCAUCACCUUUCCGGGAAAACCAGCUGGUCGUUUCUCGGAUGGCCGUGUCCUUACCGAUUAUGUUGCUAAGUUCUUGGGACUUAAGUCUCCGAUUCCAUAUGAAGGGUGGAAAUCAUCAUCACGUGGGAUUCCAUUGUUGAAAUACGGAAUGAAUUUUGCUUAUGGAGGCACGGGUGUAUUUGUUACCGUUUUCCCCAGCCCAAAAAUGACAGUCCAGAUCGAUAUCCUCGAACAUCUUCUCAAAGACAACGUGUUUACCGCUAAAGACCUAGAGAGCUCCGUGUCCUUGGUCAGUCUCGCUGGUAAAGACUACUUAGCUUACAUUGGCACGAACGGAUCUUCUGAGGGAUUGCAAUCUUUCAUUACGACAGUGGUCAAUCAACUUGCUAUCAACUUGAAACGAAUUCAUGGCUUGGGAGUUAAAAAAAUAGCCGUGACAGGUAUAGUGCCUUUUGGAUGUCUCCCUAUUUUCACAGGCACAUCCUCAUUCCAACAGUGCAAUGAGACAUAUAACUCGUUCCUCGGUUUCCACAAUCUUCUAUUGAAUCAAACCGUGGAAAAGCUGAACAAGGAAACAGAGGAUUCUCCCUUUUUCAUUAUUGAUCUUUAUGCUUCGUUCACGUCCGCCAUCAAGAACGAAGGAAGUAUAAAGUUUGAGAAUCCAUUGAAGCCAUGCUGUUUGGGUACUACUGUAAGCGGCGAAUAUUUUACUAUAAGCGGCGAAUAUUUUACCUGUGGGAGGGUAGAUGAAAAUGGAGCCAAGAGAUAUACACUUUGUGAGAAUCCCAAAUCAGGAUUCUUUUGGGACUUAGCUCAUCCUUCGCAGGAGGGAUGGCGUGCUGUGUAUUCAGCUUUGCAAGCCACUCUUGAACAAUAUUUUCUCCACUAGAUCAUGAUCAGUUCGCCCCAAAAAAAAACUAUUAAUUAAGCAAUGCAUGAGGCUAUGUAUAAUGAAUAAUCUCCUCUGGCAUAAUUACCAAUAUUAAUGCUAUUAGGUAGGCGGCAGGAUCCUCUACUACUUGUCCUGAUCUAUCUUAAAUAUUUUCCAAAUAAAUCAUAAGUAAUAAUAGAAAUGAAAUUAUCAUUUAAUUA